Molecule: messenger RNA, 981 nt
Organism: Acaulospora colombiana
Lineage: Eukaryota; Fungi; Glomeromycota; Glomeromycetes; Diversisporales; Acaulosporaceae
Source: the annotation of a GenBank genome assembly
AUGACUUUUAUUCGGGUUUCCACUUUCUUCAAAAAUCGAUUAAAACUUUCACUUCUACCUGGUCGAAAUUUUACAAGAAAUUUUUCCGAGAUUAUCAACGGUGAAAAUACAAACGAUGUAUCACCAGCAUUGUAUGCCCUAGAUGCACGUUUGAAUCUUCGUUUUUCUGACCCAAAAUUACUUUUGCAAGUGGUCACACUCGAAACUUUUGGUGAUACCAAAUUGCACUCUGGUGAAGGCUAUCGGGUCCUAGGAAAUCAUGCACUCGGCCUAUACGUCACUGAAUACCUACACGUCAGAUAUCCCCUUAUUCCUUUAUCCUGCUUGCAGAAAGCUCUAACUGGGUAUUGUGGCUCACCGUCUUUAGCGGCUUUUGGACAAGAAGUUGGCGUGCAACAUGUUAUCAGGUGGAAGCCGACUUCCGAUGAAGAUUUAUUCAAAAAUUCUAAAUCUGUUAACCAUACGAACACAAUUAAAAAUAAAUCUGAUGGCACCAUUAAAUCAUUUAAAGCUACGCGAACGAAUAUUGACACCGCCGUGGCAGAAUCUGUUCGAGCUAUCAUCGGUGCCUUAUACAUAGAUAAGGGCCCCCAAUCUGCGAAAAGGUUUAUCCAUGAUUAUAUCUUAUCCAGAGAUAUUGAUAUGCAAGAUGUUAUACAGAUUAAUGAUGUAAAAAGGGAAUUGCACGCUCUAAUGAGACGAAAAAAUCGAGAGUCACCAAUUGCUAGAUUAAAAGGAGAGAGUGGUGCACAUUCCGUUGCACCCGUUUUUGUUGUUGGAGUAUAUUCUGGCGUCGACGAGUUGGGUGAAGGAUUUGGAAGCUCGAAGAAAAUGGCCGAAUUCAGAGCAUUUAGAGAUGCCCUAAUGAAGUAUUACUUGUCUGAAGUCAAAGAUUAUACAUUACCGUCUGCAAUUAAUACUCCUGAAAAGCAGGAUAGCUAUAUACCGACAAAAGUUGGUGAUACUCCACCGAAAAUAUAA